AUGUCUCACCUAUCGUCUUCCUACGCAAAACGUAUGGCUAUUCUUGCUGGGCGCAUCUUCGUCGAUGUGGGUCGCCUGGUUGACUCAAAAUCCGAGAAGGUGGUUCGUAUUAUGGGUGAAAAACCCAGACCACUUAUAUUAAAAGACUACUAUCCGCCGUUGGAGGAGUAUCGAAACAUUCUCGUCAAAUUACGCGUCCUUGGUCUGUACCGAAAUGAACACGCUGAUUUCAGAGAUGAGAUGCGCAGAUUGCGUGAACUACGUGGCAAAGGGAAACGCAAGAAGGGCGAAGGAAGGCGAGCCGAGCUUCGAUGA
Molecule: messenger RNA, 315 nt
Organism: Echinostoma caproni
Lineage: Eukaryota; Metazoa; Platyhelminthes; Trematoda; Plagiorchiida; Echinostomatidae
Source: the annotation of a GenBank genome assembly